AUGGUCGACUGGCUCAGUCUGGCCGUGCCGUUCGCCUACCUAGGCGUCCUAAUCGGCUCACUCGCGACAUUCGCCUCGCUAUACCGCAAGCGCAAGGCCACAAAAGCAGCCUCCCUGGAAGCAUGGUUCCCAGCGCACCUCCAACGCGACAUCUACUUCUCCCUCCUCCACCUCGAGCCACCCUCCACCUCCGCCAAGGAAAAGAAAGCCCCCUCUGUCCCAGAAUCCGUCCUCAAGGCCGCGCUCCUCCGCCGCGCAACAGAAGACAUCAAGCGCGUCAUGACCCUGCGGUCCCAGAAACAGGCCCUUUCCAUGCUCCUCCAGCGCGGCAGUGUCGGCGAUGACCUGUGGCAGCGCUUCCAGCGCGCCGAGAAGGAGAUGGAGGAAGAGGUGCGCGAUGUUGUUGCCGAGGCGAAUGCGUACACUCCCAACUGGGGCCAAACUAUCUUCCAAUCCGCUAAUGAAAUGAUGAACAACGAUGUCUACCGGCGCCGUCUGGAUGAGCACCAGGGGAAACUGGCCGAGGAGCGCGAGUGGUGGGAUAAGAAGAAGGCUAGCAUCAAGGAGGGAUUCAUGAAGGAGCUUGACGGUGAUUCUUCUUUGUCUGCUCCGGCGGCUGCUUCUGCAGCUGCAGCUGCUCCCGCACAACCGACUGCCUCUUCAGUACAGACCAGUGAUGACGACGCAGUCCUCGUUGAGGCUGAUCCGUCCUCGGCGGCGGGUAUUACUCCUGGUGGCAGCGGCGGUGGUGGGAAGAAAAAGAAGGGCAAGGGGAAGAAAUAG
Molecule: messenger RNA, 783 nt
Organism: Penicillium lagena
Lineage: Eukaryota; Fungi; Ascomycota; Eurotiomycetes; Eurotiales; Aspergillaceae
Product: Sec63 complex subunit SEC66
Exons: 3
Coding region: 1-783 (260 amino acids)
Biological process (GO): post-translational protein targeting to membrane, translocation
Cellular component (GO): Sec62/Sec63 complex
Source: RefSeq, a predicted model, not a curated record